This is a messenger RNA of Vespa velutina, 3015 nucleotides long. Its product is annotated as paired mesoderm homeobox protein 1-like. Gene Ontology annotation, molecular function: DNA-binding transcription factor activity, RNA polymerase II-specific; RNA polymerase II transcription regulatory region sequence-specific DNA binding. The transcript is spliced from 3 exons. Bases 568 to 1335 code for a protein of 255 amino acids. Lineage: Eukaryota; Metazoa; Arthropoda; Insecta; Hymenoptera; Vespidae. Gene Ontology annotation, biological process: regulation of transcription by RNA polymerase II. The record is from RefSeq and is a predicted model, not a curated record.
AAAGAGAGAGAGAGAGAGAGAGAGAGAGAGAAAGAGAGAGAAAGAGAGAGAGAGAAGAUCCGAAGAGACAAGAGAAGAAUCUUUCAGUACGUCUCAAGUCGGUUAAGUCAGUUGGUAUUCCAGUAUCCCGAACAAAAUGUUCUCUCUUUGCGUCUUCUCGAUCCGUGGCUUUUUGAUGAAACGCGCGAAAUAAAUUAUUUCUUUCUUAAAGAUGAAAACUUUACACGACUUUGGUGUUUGCAGUAGCAACUACGCACAAUAACAUAGUGCGGAUUCGAGCGAAUUAAGAAAUUGAAAGAUCGAACAGUGCAAAGAUUCGUACGAUCAACAUUUCGUUGAUUAUCACGAUUGAUUUAUAUAAAAUGUAAUUCGUCGGAAAGUAAAUGGUAUUCUACAAAUCGAAAAAAUGUUUUCAUUUUUUAAAAAGAAUUACGAACCAACGAACUCUUUGAUGGUCACAUUGUUGAAUCGAUGAAACAUAGUGACUUAACGUUGAAAUGAUUUAGAAAAGAAGAAUAAAAAAGAAGAUAAGACGUUUAGGAAUUAUUCGGACUAACUCGGAGCAAAAUGAUCGGUGCGAAUGUGGACCAGCAUGGUAACAACAUAAUAGCGUCGCAAUCAACGAAUCAUGCGUCGCAAGAUUUUACUGUUUCACGACUUUUAUCAACGUCGACGAUGCAUUCGUUAGAAAAAAAAAAAAAGAAAGAAAGAAAAAACUUUUCUAAAAUACACAUAGAGUGUCACACUGAAGGAACGUCGACGACUGGAAGUAGGAGACCAAGGAGAAGUAGGACAACCUUCUCGGCGCAACAGUUGGCCGCAUUAGAAAGGGUUUUCGAAAGGACACAUUAUCCCGAUGCUUUUGUUCGCGAGGAACUCGCUACUAGAGUAUCCUUAUCGGAGGCAAGAGUUCAGGUAUGGUUUCAAAAUAGACGCGCCAAAUUCCGGCGAAACGAAAGAAGUUCGGUACUUAAUCGUGGCACUUGUACAAGCAGAGAAUUGGAAACGACCACUUUACCGCUUCGACCGAUAAGAGUAAGCAGUCACAUGCACGAAAACAAUUCGGAAAAUAAUUCCUUCCAAGCGCAGCAGCUUCCACAUUAUUCCUAUAGCGAAUACUGGAGAUCUCCUCAACAUUAUACCACCGUUCAAAGCAGUAAUUGUCACGGAUUUGUUAACGCUAAUCUUGGGAACGUACCUGCUCUACCAUCAUAUCAUCAAUCAGCAGAAAUUCACAGUGCCGUCGAAGGAACGACUAUAACUGGUCUAAGCGCAUUGAGAUUGAGAUCGCAUCCUUACAGUGCUACCUACUCCGCCAUGCACGCGAGCAUGUGACUCUUUUUCUCUUAUUUCUUCUCCGAUAUUGUCAUUUAUUUUUGACAAAUCAAAUCAAAAUCAAAGAAUGCUGCAAUGUUCAAAUCUACACGUCCUCGAUAAUAAUUUUAUUUCGUCCUGCUUUCUUUCGUCCACAAGAUUCUUGCGCUUGCACAGGAUUCUUUCGUUAAAACCAAAGAUGCUCUCACUUUCAACUGUAAUCAAUGACGUAGAAAAGACUUAUAAUUAAAAGUCGAGUUAAUUAAUAGUCAAGACUUUUCUUAAUUACUACAAGUUUUCUAAACAGGGUAUAUAGAUACAUAGAUACAUACAUAUAUAUGUUUAUACGUUGUAUAAACCGUGAGGAGAGCUAAGGAUAUCGUAUACAAGGUAUACAUAAUAAUUCCUUAACGAGAUUUAUUGUAUUGUGUAUAUAGAUAUCCAUGUAUACUUGAUCAAAUGGGAUAAUAUGCGAAUGCAUGUAGUAUUAGCAGUCGAAUAGAUUAAACACAAAUAUAACUUUCUUAAUAAUACUGUAAGAAAUAUCAUUAAUUACACAAUGGAGACAUAUAUAUAUAUAUCCAUAUACAUAUAUAUAUAUAUAUAUAUAUAUAUAUAUAUAUAUAUAUAUAUAUGUAUAUGUAUAAUCGCUAGAUUAUGCGCGACAGACAACUCUAUUCAACGUAAGACGUAAAUAUUGAAAUCGAUUACAUCAUUGCAUUAUAAAUUGUUGAUUACAAAUCGUUGUUACAAAUGUCUUAUUAUUUUUUAUCCGAUACGCUUUAUGAUAAAAAUAUACUACAAAUUUUUAGCAGAUUUACCAUUAAUACAAUGACAGCUAUGAUAAUGAUAAUUAUUGUAAUUAUCCGUCCAUAGAAUCAUUUUCACCAUAAAUGAUCUAUUAAUCUUUGGUACUAUACUGUUAUCUGUACAUUCUGAACGGCAUUACUCCAAUCGACUUUAGACGGUACUAAAUAAAAUGCAGGAGCUAUUUUACUACCACAUGGGCACUGACUACCGGCUACCCAACUAAAGGAGCCUAAUUUUGUAUUACACUUUGGACAAUUCAACUUUCCUUCCACAUUAUGCAUUAUGUCUGGCAUCCAUGCCAACGGCUCCACAAAAUAUAUCUUUGUGCAUAGUUCGGUCAUUUCGCUUUCUUUCUUUACAUUUACACAUUCAGCUCCAUCUUCCCCGUCUUUUAUCUGUUUAGAUAUUCGUUUAGAACUAAUAUGUCGCCAAAUCUGUCGUUGGUGCAUCGUAUGCGGUAAAAUAUUACUUGCACUUGCCACGAUUCUUCGACACUUUCUACAACGAUAAACGGUUGGCUCUGGGCGUAUAGUCGUUAAUGCAGGAUCCGGCUUUAUUAAAUCAAUGCAAUUUUGGGGUAAAAUUUUCACUUUCCUCACUUUAUCCGCAGCUAUUUGCAAUCUGUACAUCUUAAAUUGAACAUUAGUAUUGUCUAUACCAAAGUCCAUCUCUUCGUAUAAUUGCAAUUGAGCUAUAAAUCCAGGAUUUGGUCCAACAAAAUGUCUCUUUUGUUUGACUAUUUCCAAUGCAUCUAAAAAAGAUUUUCUAUGUUUCUUCAUAAUAUAAGCGAUAACAACGCUAACGGAUCUGGAUACGCCAAAGUAACAAUGUACCAGCGUUCUGCCAUUUGAUUUUAAAGCUUGAUCAAUAAAUUCAUAAGAAUCUUCCAAA